Messenger RNA from Tarenaya hassleriana, 1877 nucleotides. Its product is annotated as protein disulfide isomerase-like 1-1. The record is from RefSeq and is a predicted model, not a curated record. Gene Ontology annotation, molecular function: protein disulfide isomerase activity. Gene Ontology annotation, cellular component: endoplasmic reticulum. Bases 67 to 1584 code for a protein of 505 amino acids. Lineage: Eukaryota; Viridiplantae; Streptophyta; Magnoliopsida; Brassicales; Cleomaceae. Gene Ontology annotation, biological process: response to endoplasmic reticulum stress; protein folding. The transcript has 10 exons.
CCGAGUUCCCUCGAAACACGAGAGAAUUCAAACGACGUUCUCGUUGGUGAGAGAGAGAGAGAGAGAAUGGCGUCAAGAGUUUCUGCGUGGUUUUCGAUCCUUCUGUUUUCAUUGAUUGUGUCUUCUAUAAGUGCGGAGGAGACAGAGACGAAGGAGUUCGUGUUGGCUCUGGAUCACUCUAACUUCACCGAUACCGUCAGCAAGCACGACUUCAUCGUCGUCGAGUUCUACGCCCCAUGGUGUGGACACUGCCAACAACUUGCUCCUGAGUACGAGAAGGCUGCAUCUGAGUUGAGCAGCCAUGACCCUCCGAUCGUUCUCGCCAAGGUUGAUGCCUCCGAUGAAGCAAACAGAGAUCUUGCGAACCAGUUUGGGAUUCAGGGCAUACCCGAAAUCAGGAUUCUGAGAAAUGGAGGAAAAUCAUCUCAAGAAUACAAGGGACCUCGUGAUGCCGAGGGAAUUGUCGCUUACUUGAAGAAGCAAAAAGGCCCUGCUUCGGUCGAAAUUAAGUCAGCUGAGGAUGCUGCUGAGGUUGUGGGUGACACGAACAUUGUUGUGGUUGGAGUUUUCCCUGAAUUAUCUGGUGAGGAGUAUGAGAACUUCUUGGCCAUUGCCGAGAAACUGCGUGCUGACAGCGACUUUGCUCACACAUUGGAUGCCAAGCUUCUUCCACGUGGAGAGUCAUCUGUUGCAGGGCCUCUGGUUAGGCUAUACAAGCCUUUCGAUGAACCUUUUGUUGACUCCAAGGAUUUCAACAUGGAAACGUUGGAGAAGUUUGUCAAGGAAUCUAGCAUGCCACUUGUCACCAUCUUUGACAGUGAUCCGGCCAACCAUCCAUACAUUAUCAAAUUCUUCGACAGCACCGGUACCAAGGCAAUGCUGUUCAUGAACUUCUCCGUUGGAUCGGUCGAGUCUUUCAAAACAAAGUAUUAUGAAGUAGCUAAGGCUUUCAAGGGACAAGGUCUUAGCUUUCUUAUGGGAGAUGCUGAGGCCAGUAAAGGAGCUUUCCAGUACUUCGGAAUCGAAGAGAGCCAGAUUCCUCUCAUCGUCAUCCAGACUGCUGAUGGCAAGAAGUAUUUGAAAGCAAAUUUGGAGGUCGAUCAAAUCGAAUCGUGGGUGAAGGACUACAAGGAUGGAAAAGUUGAGGCUUACAGAAAGUCUCAACCUGUUCCGACCGAAAACAACGAGCCAGUGAAGGUUGUUGUGGCAGACAGCAUCGACGACAUGGUUUUCAACUCGGGGAAGAACGUUUUGCUUGAAUUCUACGCUCCGUGGUGUGGACACUGCCAAAAGCUUGCUCCGAUCUUGGACGAAGUCGCAGUCUCAUUCCAGAGCGACCCGAGUGUCGUUAUUGCGAAACUAGACGCAACAGCAAACGAUUUCCCGGUAAACACAUUCGACGUGAAGGGUUUCCCAACAAUGUACUUCAGGUCAUCGAAUGGGAGCAUUGUGCAGUACGAAGGAGACAGGACGAAGGAAGCAAUCAUAAGCUUCAUCGAGGACAACAUGGCAAAACCCGUGACCGAGGAACCGAAAACUGAGGAGCCCAAGGAGGAGGAGAAGCCGGUGAAGGAUGAACUCUAAACCGAAAAACUCGGGACCGUGGUAAGCGUGUUGCUCUCGCUGCUAUACAGGGUAGUUACGAGGAGGAAUACAUACACACAGUUUUGAGGAGGAAGGAUCUCCUAUCUAUCAGAUGGCAGCCUCAUUUCCAUUUUCCAUUCUCUCUUCUUCUCUCCUUGGGAUUUUUUUUUUUUUUUUAUUUAUGUUGGUUCUUUCGAAUAAUCUAUCUUGUUGGGUGGUGUUCCAUGAAUAAAAACAGGUUGAGGCAACAACCUUCGAGCAAGGUUUUGUAACGUUAUAUGCGUUUGUGGGAA